CAAACUGACGUGAGGGUGGCGGCCGGGAUGGUGUUGCUGGGCUUACUGCAAGCUGGGGGGUCGGUGCUUGGGCAGGCGAUGGAGCAGGUAACUGGCGUCAAUCUCCUAUCCAGUCUGCUCCUCGCCUGCGCCUUCACGCUCAUCUUAGUUUACCUGUUCCGCCAAGCCAUCGGCCACCUGGCCCCACUGCCGGCUGGAGCGAAAAGUCCACCAUACAUUUUCUCUCCAAUUCCAUUUCUUGGACAUGCUAUAGCAUUUGGGAAAAGUCCAAUUGAAUUCCUAGAAAAUGCUUAUGAGAAGUACGGACCUGUAUUUAGUUUUACCAUGGUGGGCAAAACGUUUACCUACCUUCUGGGGAGCGAUGCCGCUGCACUGCUUUUUAAUAGUAAAAAUGAAGAUUUGAAUGCAGAAGAUGUCUACAGUCGCCUGACAACACCUGUGUUUGGGAAGGGAGUCGCAUAUGAUGUGCCUAAUCCAGUUUUCUUGGAGCAGAAGAAGAUGUUAAAAAGUGGCCUUAACAUAGCCCACUUUAGACAGCAUGUUUCUAUAAUUGAAAAAGAAACAAAGGAAUACUUUCAAAGUUGGGGAGAAAGUGGAGAAAGAAAUUUGUUUGAAGCUCUUUCUGAGCUCAUAAUUUUAACAGCAAGCCAUUGUUUACAUGGAAAGGAAAUCAGAAGUCAGCUUAACGAGAAGGUGGCACAACUGUAUGCGGAUUUGGAUGGUGGUUUUAGCCACGCAGCCUGGCUCUUACCAGGCUGGCUUCCCUUGCCCAGUUUCAGACGCAGGGACAGAGCACAUCGAGAGAUCAAGAAUAUUUUCUAUAAGGCAAUCCAGAAACGCAGACAAUCAGAAGAAAAAAUUGAUGACAUUCUCCAAACCUUACUAGAUUCUACUUACAAGGAUGGGCGUCCUUUGACAGAUGAUGAAGUAGCCGGCAUGCUUAUUGGACUGCUCUUGGCGGGGCAGCACACAUCCUCAACUACCAGUGCCUGGAUGGGCUUCUUUUUGGCCAGAGACAAAACACUUCAAGAAAAAUGUUAUUUGGAACAGAAAACAGUUUGUGGAGAGGAUCUGCCACCAUUAACUUAUGACCAGCUCAAGGAUCUAAACUUACUUGAUCGCUGCAUAAAAGAAACGUUAAGACUUCGACCUCCGAUAAUGACCAUGAUGAGAAUGGCUAAAACUCCUCAGACUGUGGCAGGGUACACUAUUCCUCCAGGACAUCAGGUGUGUGUUUCUCCCACUGUCAAUCAAAGACUUAAAGACUCAUGGGUAGAACGACUGGACUUUAAUCCUGAUCGCUACUUACAGGACAAUCCAGCAUCAGGAGAGAAGUUUGCCUAUGUGCCAUUUGGAGCUGGGCGUCAUCGUUGUAUUGGGGAGAAUUUUGCCUAUGUUCAAAUCAAGACAAUUUGGUCCACUAUGCUUCGUUUAUAUGAAUUUGAUCUCAUUGAUGGAUAUUUUCCCACUGUGAAUUAUACAACCAUGAUUCACACCCCUGAAAACCCAGUUAUCCGAUACAAACGAAGAUCAAAGUGAAAAAGGCUGCAAGGAACUAAAGUGUGAAAGAAACAUCAUUGUAAACUGCAAAAGCAUUGAAGAGAAUGUUUAUGCAACACCUCCCAGUGUAUUCUCUUUGUGAGUGUGUAAUUUUAAAAGACAGCCAGCUCAACUUAGGGUUUUUGUAUUUUAACUGAAUGGUUCCAUAAAAUCUAAUGGCCUUCUAGAAAUUUCCUAAUAGUUUUAUAUUGGUUAUUACAUAUGUUUUAUGUAAGGAAAUCAAGCUCAUUAGUUUAUGGAGGGGAUCUUUGACAAUUGGCAGAGUGUAAAUAACACAAUUUCCAGGUAUUAAAGACCAUAUACAUAGCUCUUAGCAAGUAAAUUCAGAGUGUUCAGAUCUUGGCCUAGAUCUGCAAGUAUAAAAGCCCAGUAAACUCUUUGGAAGUCUUAGGUUAUUUAUUCAUUUACUGGGUAAUGUUGUGUUUAACGAUGAGUGGGAAGGGAAUAAACCCACAGUUAGAGCCUUGGAUGAGAGAAUCCUAUUGUUUUGACAUGAUGAUCCUUAAUGAUGGGGCUAUGUUGUAGGAAAAUAUGUCCUUUGAGAUUUUAACUAAAAGCACUGUCUGUAGGAAUCUGAAGAAAGAUCUAUGACAAUGACUUAAUUAACUUUCCUACAAAAUAAUAAAGACUGCUCUUGUAACUUGAUCUAAUUACUAAAUCUUACACAUUUAUCUGCCUGGUAAUCGCUCCACAUGGUUGCAUCCAUGUGCAAGUCCAAAAUAAAGUCCUUGAGGGAU
This is a messenger RNA of Sus scrofa (pig), 2297 nucleotides long. It is a transcript of the gene CYP51A1, whose product is annotated as cytochrome P450 family 51 subfamily A member 1. NCBI's taxonomy places the organism in Eukaryota, Metazoa, Chordata, Mammalia, Artiodactyla, Suidae. Gene Ontology annotation, molecular function: oxidoreductase activity, acting on paired donors, with incorporation or reduction of molecular oxygen; monooxygenase activity; iron ion binding. The record is from RefSeq and is marked provisional.